CACCAUGGGUCCAUCACUAGGCCGACGAUAAGGUAUUAUUUGGAAGUUUAGAUGUUAAGCAGCAGUUUUAACUGUGCGGUCUUCAUCGAAGCAACGUAUUCACAUCGUCAUUUGCGUAAGCUGCCUUUGAAUGAACUUCAUAUAUAUAGAGGUUCUAGUACUUCGCUUUUGCGGCAUCGCAUAUCUUUCGUACUCAAAUUGUCAACCAAAAUCGCUUCAUAUAUCGAGCCCUCUGAUCAACAAACCUAUAUCGCUCUUCAUCUCAGGAAUUAACAUUCAACCAUGUCCCACGUCUCUGUCACGCCUCCUGUCAUGAUUUCAGAGAGAAAUGCAAACGUGCUGCGACCGAGUUUACAUCGGCUUCCUACUGCUUCAAUGCACACCAAGCGGAAAAUUAUAUGCUUCUCCGACUUUGACGGCACUAUCUUCAUGCAGGACACCGGUCACAUUCUGUUCAACAACUUCGGUUGCGGCUCCGAGCGCCGCGCUGAACUCGACGAGCAGAUCCAUUCCGGAGAGCGUUCUUUCCGCGACGCAUCGGAGGAGAUGUGGGGUUCCCUCAACGUGCCGUUCGACGACGGUUUCGAGGUCAUGAAGAAGGAGCUGGAAAUCGACCAGGACUUCCGGACGUUUCACGAAUUCUGCCUCAACAACGACAUCCCCUUCAACGUCAUCUCGGCGGGCCUCAAGCCGGUGCUGAGAAGGGUCUUGGACCACUUCCUCGGAGAGGAGCAGAGCGCAAACAUCGACAUCGUCGCCAACGACGCCGUCAUCCCCGCCGACGGCGCCGGAGGGUGGACGCCCGUCUGGCUCCACGACACGGAGCUGGGGCACGACAAGAAACGCAGCAUCAGCGAAGCCCGGGCGCGCGAGCAGCUCGCAUGCGAGAACGGGACGGUCCCGCUGAUCGUGUUCAUCGGCGACGGCGUCUCCGACCUUCCCGCCGCGCGGGAGGCCGACGUCCUCUUCGCGCGCAAGGGCCUCAAGCUCGAGGAGCACUGCGUCCGCCACGCCAUCCCGUACUACCCUUUCGAGUCGUUCGCCGACGUCCAGGCCCGCAUCAUGGCCAUCGCCAAGGCCGACGAGGACGCAACCAAGGGCCGCGGCCUUCCCGCGACCUUCAACCCUAGGGCGAACAUGUGGAGGAGGGCGAGCUCGAAGAAGGCCGUGCCGAUCUACAAGGCUCUCACGCAGCGGGAGGAGAGCCUGCUCGUCCGGCCAGAGUUGACCACGCUCUUGGGAGCCGGCAGAGCGGCCGAGGGCACGAAUGUCACUGCAGUUGCAGCAUAACGGAAAAAGCCGCUUUUCUUUCUCAAGCGUAUAAGUAUAGCAACGGCGUUAUUCUUUGUUCCUUUCUUUUUUUUUUUUUUGCUUUUAUUU
This is a messenger RNA of Verruconis gallopava, 1380 nucleotides long. RefSeq lists its product as uncharacterized. The transcript has a single exon. The coding region runs from base 283 to 1290 and encodes 335 amino acids. Lineage: Eukaryota; Fungi; Ascomycota; Dothideomycetes; Venturiales; Sympoventuriaceae. The record is from RefSeq and is a predicted model, not a curated record. Gene Ontology annotation, molecular function: phosphatase activity.